Molecule: messenger RNA, 2859 nt
Organism: Hylaeus volcanicus
Lineage: Eukaryota; Metazoa; Arthropoda; Insecta; Hymenoptera; Colletidae
Gene: Oatp33Ea
Product: solute carrier organic anion transporter family member 74D
Exons: 8
Coding region: 224-2323 (699 amino acids)
Biological process (GO): transmembrane transport; sodium-independent organic anion transport
Cellular component (GO): membrane
Molecular function (GO): protein binding
Source: RefSeq, a predicted model, not a curated record
UUGCCAUUGACACAAGAGCGAGGCUCAGUUAUCCCGCGUUUAUUCGCGUAAACUAGAGCGCCCGUAGCGCUUAGUGCGUUUUUUUUUUUGGUGUAACUCGACGGACGGAGGUCACGAACAGGGAAAGACUCGAGGAUCGCGAUCCAGACAGGACUCGCGACCUGGAAGUCCUUCCUAAGUCCAUGCGGAAGCACGUGGCCUAAGGUCAAGCGCUGUCGGAGGGAUGAGCAAAGGUUGUGGAAUUUGCGGGAUUUAUCCCCGGUGGUUGCGACAUCGUGCCACCCCGAAAAAUUUCAUCGCUGUGUAUGGCCUCCUCGGCACCGUGCAGGCGAUGGCUUUCAUUUACAUCGUUGUCACCCUCACGACUCUGGAGAAAAGAUUCAAGAUACCUAGUCGGACAACUGGAUUGAUCCUUUCGGGAAACGAGAUCUCUCAGAUUCUAUCUCUGAUAUUAACCUACUACGGAGGCUCGGGGCACCGUCCAAGAUGGAUCGCGAUCGGUGUGGGACUGAGUGCGUCCUCGUGCCUCGUCCUCGCGCUUCCCCACUUCCUCUUCGGGCCAGGAAGGGACGCGCUGGCCUUGACGAAGGAGUACCUCGAUCAGACCCUGCUGAACGCUACCACGAUCCCCGAUGACUUGGCAAUCUGCCCACGCGUGGUCAAACCGGAACGCUGCGACGAGGAGACUCUGCUAGACGUCAGCGUCCUGCCUCGACUUUUGGUGUUCCUCUCCCAGUUCAUCCUUGGAAUCGGCACCACGCUCUACUAUGGCCUGGGCCAGCCGUACCUGGACGACAAUACCAAGAAGAAAAACACCCCCAUGCUUUUGGGUUUCACAUUUGCUUUGAGAACAGUGGGCCCAGCGAUAGGAUUUCUGUUGGGUUAUGGUUGCCUCAGUCUAUACAUAGAUCCCUCUUUACAUCCCGUGAUCACCAAAAACGAUCCACGAUGGUUGGGCGCGUGGUGGCUCGGCUGGAUCAUCCUAGGCGUCACGAUGGGCAUGUUUUCUAUCUUGAUAGCCAUGUUCCCGAGAGAUCUGCCCACGAAGAACUCUGCUGCAAAUGACACUGCCAGUAAGGACGGUAGUACACCAUUGAAGCUGCACCUAACCGCGCAAGAGAGAUACAUGACACCGAUGGAGCCGAGGAAGUCGAUCGACACGGAAUACAUCCCGACGAUUCGCGAAUUCCCAACGGCGAUGAAGAGGUUGCUGACCAACUGGCUGCUGACCUUCAACAAUCUGAGCGGGGUGUUCUACGUUCUGGGUGCAUCGGCUUAUAUAACGUUUCUGGCGAAAUAUCUGGAGGUUCAGUAUAGCACAUCAGCUGCUGGCGGCACAGUAAUUGCAGGUCCGAUAUCCCUGGUGGGUAUGGUGUUAGGAUUUCUAUUCUCCGGACUGACCAUCAGCAAAUUCAAACCGGGACCUAGGCCCUUGCUAGCGUGGAACGUGUUCGUUGGCGUCUGUUUCGUCGCGGGUCAAAUACUCUUCAUAUUCCUUGGUUGCUCGGAUGUCGGCAUCAAGGGACUCGAUUUAGAUACUAUGCAAAUGAAUCUGACGUUCAGUUGCAACCAGAACUGCAAUUGCGACGGGGUGAAAUACUCCCCAGUUUGCCACGAGCCGUCGAAGACCACAUUUUUCUCGGCCUGUCACGCGGGUUGCCGUUCGAUAAUAGACGACAAGGACUUCGGGGAUUGCAGCUGCCUUCCCAUCACCGAUUCCUUGGGCAUCGACGAUCAUUUCGGCUACAGCGACGACAGCAUAUCGCUGUCGACUCAAUCCAUCUACCUGAGCGAUCCACGGAUCCUCAACUUCGACAGGGUCAGGGCUGGCCCGUGCCCCAGCGACUGCAGCCGUCCCUACCUCCUCUUCAUGGUCCUUACCUGCAUCAUACAAACGUUGGCGUGUUCUGGAAAAAUUGGUAACGUCCUGGUGAAUUAUCGGAGCGUCGAGAAGAGGGACAAGAGUUUCGCUCAAGGGAUAACCUUGAUGACGAUUUCCUUGUUCGCGCUGAUACCGGGUCCAAUUAUUUACGGAGCCAUCAUCGACUCCACCUGCUUGAUCUGGGAAGAGUCCUGCGGCACCAGAGGCAACUGCUGGUUUCAUCACGGACGCAACUUCCGGUACUUGGUCAACGUCACGUCGGCGGGUUUCUCGAUGAUUGGAGUGCUGUUCGAUGCAGCGGUUUGUUACCUGGGUAAGGAUCUGGAUCUUUACGGCGCCCAGGAUGCGGACAAGCGUCGCGAAUUUGUGAAAGAGAACACCGAGGCCAGGAUCGCCAUUGGCGAGAAGAAGAAGAAGGAAAUAAAUGGGAAUCUAAAUUAGCCAGCCGGUUGUGCUGAUAAUAAAAAAAAGUGAAAUUAAUAAUAGUUAAAUUUAGGAGGUUCGAGAUACUCGUGUCGCAAAGUUGAGAUUAGAAGAGAACAGUUUUGGGUACCUGAACGUUAGAACCUUUCACGAUCGAUGUCGAAGGUGACAAUAUUAUAGAAGAAACCAUAUAAAACAUGCAAAACAUUUUUAACGCUAGAUUUACGGAGAUUUAAAAUGUCUUUGUUGCACUUUUUUUUUGUUUUGCCGUUUACUUUUUAAGUAACCGAGAAAUUUAAACAGUCCCUGUAAAUUUCUUCCCGAAAUUCAGAAUGCAUGAAAACGGUCGUGCUCCGUAAAUCUAGUGUUAAAGUAUUCCAUAUACUUUAUUCAAUGUUUAGAUAUAGUCGAAAAGCUGGAUGUUAUGGGGCAUAAAAAUUAUUCUAACGACGUCGAUUAUAUUUUCAAUUUACAUUCCAGACUUCUCGGACAUUUGUACGGCUGUACACCGUUAUUCCUAUUUGUUUGUAAAUAAAAGACGAAUUUUUAUUAAA